CUGCCUGUUGCCGCUGACACUGAGGGAAGGAUUUUCUGUGCAGGCACGCUUUCUGUCUGCUGGGUGGGGGGGGGGCGCUGUUUAAUUCCGUUCACAGACCAUCCCCUCCCUCCGGUCCUCCACAUCGACUUAGGUGACUUCUAUGCUCCUGUUUGAGGCAAAUAUGGGCCAAGACCAGACAAAGCACCAAAUCGAGAAAGGCUUGCGUCUGUACCAAUCAAAUGAGACAGCGAAAGCCCUUGACAUCUGGAAGCGAGUCUUGGAAAAGAGUACCGACCUCCCUGGAAGGUUCCGGGUGUUGGGCUGCCUCAUCACGGCCCACUCUGAGAUGGGCAAAUAUGCAGAGAUGAAGAAAUUUGCUGUCGUGCAGAUUGAUGUGGCCCGCGAGAUUGCCGACUCUGACUAUGUCACGGAGUCUUACCUGAACCUGGCACGGAGCAAUGAGAAGCUGUGUGACUUUACCAAGACUGUCACCUAUUGCAAGACCUGUUUGAGCAUGCAGGGCACCACCGUGGGUUUGCAGCUCAAUGGCCAGGUAUGCCUCAGCAUGGGCAAUGCCUAUCUGGGCCUCAGUUCCUUCCAGAAGGCACUGGAGUGCUUUGAGAAGGCCCUGCGCUAUGCUCACAGCAACGACGACAUGAUGUUGGAAUGCCGAGUGUGUUGCAGCCUGGGCAACUUCUACAUCCAGCUCAAAGACUAUGAGAAGGCUCUCUUCUUUCCCUGUAAGGGGGCCGAACUGGUCAGUGAUUAUGGGAAAACUUGGAGCUUGAAAUAUAAAGCCAUGAGCCAGUACCACAUGGCAGUGGCUUAUCGCAAACUGGCACGUUUAGAGGAUGCCAUGGAAUGCUGUGAGGAAUCAAUGAAGAUUGCCAUACAGCACCGGGAUCGACCUCUGCAGGCCCUCUGUCUGCUGUGCUUUGCUGACAUCCAUCGACAUCAUGCUGACACUCUGAAGGCUCUACCCCGUUACGAUUCCUCACUGAAUAUCAUGGCUGAAAUUGGCAACCGCCUGGGGCAGGCACAGGUUCUUUUGGGAAUUGCCAAGUGCUGGUUCAUUCAGAAGGAGCAGGACAAGGCCCUCAAGGUUGUGGAGAAAGCUGGAGAACUAGCUAAAGCUGUGGGCAACAAGCUAUAUAUGCUGAAGGCACACAGUUUAAGUGAGACAAUCUAUCGAGUGAAAGGCUCCCAGCAGCUUCUGCGAGAACAUGUUGUUAAAUUCCAUGAAUGCAUGGAAGACAUGGAGUUGUACUGCGGGAUGUGUGGAGAUUCCAUUGGAGAUAAGAACUCACAGCUCCAGGCGCUGCCAUGCUCCCAUCUUUUCCACCUAAAAUGCUUACAAAACAGUGGAACGCGAGGCUGUCCAAACUGUAGGCGGUCUGCCAUGAAGCCUGGCUAUGUGUGACCGGGACAACACGGGGAAUUCUUUCCCAAUCCAAUCAUUGACAAACAGCCAUGGAUUCUGAAAGUGACACAAACCCAGACAACAACACUUUAAGGAGCUACUUUUGACUGAGUUCACCUUGCUAAGAGUCUGUUAACAUCUAAUGGCUCGAGCUGUGAACAUUGAAUGGAUGGGGGUCAAGAUGACAGAAUUACUUGGACUAUUGACUUCAAGGCCCUACAAUGUUACCUGAGUUACACAUGUUUGACUGAUAUCUGGUUGUAAUGUAUUAGGAUAAUGAUCUGAAUAUUGAUGGAUUAAUGUAUUCGUUAUAGCAUCUGAUGUUCAAAUUAAUUUGAUUAACAAGGUGAUCUGUUUGAAUGUUUGACUUCAGAAAUCUUUACUGUUUCAUCCAAACAUCAGGAUCAACUUGGAUGCAAUUCUUCCAGCCUCAAUAGAUUUUGUAAAAAACCAAAGAACUGCAGAUGCUGGAAAUCAGAAAU
This is a messenger RNA of Stegostoma tigrinum, 1884 nucleotides long. RefSeq names its product receptor-associated protein of the synapse, 43kD (gene rapsn). Gene Ontology annotation, molecular function: protein-membrane adaptor activity; acetylcholine receptor binding. NCBI's taxonomy places the organism in Eukaryota, Metazoa, Chordata, Chondrichthyes, Orectolobiformes, Stegostomatidae. Gene Ontology annotation, cellular component: synapse. Gene Ontology annotation, biological process: chemical synaptic transmission. Bases 143 to 1402 code for a protein of 419 amino acids. The transcript has 6 exons. The record is from RefSeq and is a predicted model, not a curated record.